Hylaeus volcanicus is the source of this 1682-nucleotide messenger RNA. RefSeq names its product trimeric intracellular cation channel type 1B.1. The coding region runs from base 230 to 1057 and encodes 275 amino acids. Gene Ontology annotation, molecular function: identical protein binding; potassium channel activity. The transcript is spliced from 7 exons. Gene Ontology annotation, biological process: potassium ion transmembrane transport. Gene Ontology annotation, cellular component: membrane. The record is from RefSeq and is a predicted model, not a curated record. Lineage: Eukaryota; Metazoa; Arthropoda; Insecta; Hymenoptera; Colletidae.
CUCGUUCGACGAUAAGGUUUUCCUUUUUUUUUUUCGUAUCGUAAUGGUAGGUGGCCGAGUUCCAUGCCUAGCAGACGACCAAGUCUAGCAGACGGCGCAUAGCUAGCGUCGUUCGCGGGCGCUCGAGUCUGCGUUUUAAAUCGAACAUCGUCGAACGCCGAAAGGCACGCGUUAUCUCCCGAAUAAAAGCUGCCGUGUCGCCGAGAAAUUACGUGAGAAACCAGACGAAAUGGAUCCCGAAGCAUUCCUGGACAUGGCCAAUCAGGUCAUUAAAUUGAAAAUGUUCCCGUACUUCGACAUCGCGCACAGUGUUCUCUGCGCGCUACACGUCAGAGAAGAUUUAGGACCCGGUGCCCAAGCAUUUUCUCGGAAACACCCCCUGUCAUGUUGGCUUUCGACAAUGUUGGUAGUAUUCGCUGGCGGUAUGCUAUGCAAUGGUCUUUUAGGAGAACCGAUCCUUGCACCUUUGAAAAAUACACCACAAGUGGUAGUUGCAACUGUUGUUUGGUACGUGAUAUUUUAUACACCAUUUGAUAUCGGAUACAAAGUAGCCAAGUUUCUGCCUGUAAAACUUGUAUGCGCUACUUUGAAGGAAAUAUAUAGGUGUAAAAAGGUAUACGAUGGAGUAACUCAUGCAGGGAAACUAUAUCCAAACGCAUAUCUUAUCAUGAUUUUAAUUGGGACACUUAAGGGAAAUGGCGCAGGUUUUACAAAAUUGUUCGAGCGUCUUGUACGAGGAGUAUGGACCCCAACUGCUAUGGAACUUAUGCAACCCAGUUUCCCUACAAAAGCAUCGAUGGUCGCGUCUAUCAUCUUUGUCUUGGAUAAAAAGACUGAUCUCAUUUCGGCACCUCACGCAUUGGUUUACUUUGGUAUCGUUAUCUUCUUCGUGUACUUUAAGCUGUCGUCCAUUUUGCUGGGUAUUCACGACCCGUUCGUACCUUUUGAAAAUCUCUGUUGCGCGUUAUUCCUCGGAGGAAUUUGGGAUUCGUUAGCCAAAUUGCUGGGCAGAGGCCAAGCCAAAGACGAGAAAGCGGAUGCCAAAAAGAAGGACUAAAUGUUUGUAAUUUUAUAUACGAAGUCUCCCAAGAAAUUCAUUUUAAUAUUAUCAACGAUUUGCUAUGGAUGAAAUGCAAUGAAUGGAUGCAAUUUGAAGCUAGUCAUACGAUACGCGCGUGUUGAAGCGUGAUCAUCGACAAAUCAUUAAAUAUCAGAAGUACAAUAAUUUAUUACUAUACAUAUUUUAAUAAUGACGAGUGAUAUACGUAUCGAAGAGUGUAACUUCAAUCAUUGGACAAGUCAACAGUAUUAUAUCUGUUAACAGCAACGUACCCACGUAAUAGUUGAGGGUAUAAACACGCGCUCUUUGCGAAUUAUCCAACGAUUUUUUUUAAAAAACAGGCGUCUCCAUAAUAUCAUUGUUAGCGAUAACACUUGAUAUGUAAAUUCGUUAUCUUUCCUAAAUAUGAUUGUUCUUUUAGAGUUGAUUAGGAUACUACGCAAGUGAUUGCGGAAGCAUUAGAGAUAUGUCCCGAGUUGCCGAUUUUUUAAUAAUAUAUGUUGAGGCAAUUAAGAUAAGGUUACGAUAAGGUCCAUUUAAUGGACAAGAAUGAUUCGAAUCAAUAUCAAUUAAGAUUUGCUUGAAGCAUUUUUGUCUAUCGUAAAGUAAACGAGUUAUUGGA